AAUGUGCCACACCGGAAAGACUACAUUACCCAGAGUUGGGCACCUUCCUCUCAAAUGCACAUGCGCAUUAGAUUGUUCUACUCUGGACAGCUGUAGGAGAAAAUGGCAGCACUCAUGCUAGGGCAGCAGGUCCGCCAGUUCAGCACGUCUGUGGUCAGACCUGCAUCAAAACUGGUUAAGCCUCCCAUCCAGGUUUAUGGAGUGGAGGGCCGCUAUGCCACUGCUCUGUUCUCAGCGGCCAGUAAGCAGAACAAUCUGGACCAAGUGGAGCAGGAGCUCAAAAAAGUGUCUCUUCUGAUCAAGGACCCCAAUCUUUCUGGUAUUGUGAUGAAUCCUCAUGUAAGGCGCAGUGUCAAGCAGAAGACUUUCAAUGAUGCUCUUACGAAGGCCAAGGUUUCACCCAUCACUGUCAACCUCAUCAAUGUUUUGUCUGACAACGGUCGACUUCCUCGAACUGGUGAUGUUAUCACUGCCUUUGGCAAGAUGAUGAGUGCACACCGCGGAGAGGUCAUCUGCACCGUCACCACUGCUCAGCCUUUGGAUGAAGCUAAUCUUGCUGACCUGAAAGUAGCGCUCAAGGGCUUCCUUCAGAAGGGUGAAACUAUCAAGCUAGAAACAAAGUCUGAUUCUUCAAUCCUGGGGGGUAUGAUCGUCAGUAUCGGGGACAAGUAUGUGGACAUGUCCACCAAAACAAAGAUUCAGAAGCUGACCAAGCUCAUCAGGGAAACUUAAGUCCCGUGGACUUAAUAAGGAUCGCAGAUGAACAUCGAGGGAAAUGCUGAUAAAUGUAUAUUGCUAUCUGUUCUGGCACUGCAGUUGCUCCAUAAACCCAGUGUCUAUACUUAAGUUCAUAUGGAUGUUAAUAAAACGUACAACAAAUGGA
This is a messenger RNA of Perca flavescens (yellow perch), 883 nucleotides long. It is a transcript of the gene atp5po, whose product is annotated as ATP synthase peripheral stalk subunit OSCP. Lineage: Eukaryota; Metazoa; Chordata; Actinopteri; Perciformes; Percidae. The coding region runs from base 103 to 732 and encodes 209 amino acids. Gene Ontology annotation, molecular function: proton-transporting ATP synthase activity, rotational mechanism. Gene Ontology annotation, biological process: proton motive force-driven ATP synthesis. The record is from RefSeq and is a predicted model, not a curated record. The transcript has 7 exons.